UAGCGGUGAACCCUUAUAAAAUUCUUCCUAUAUUUAAUGAUACAACUAUUCAACAAUAUGUCGCGGACUAUAAAGAUACCUCGGGUCAAAGAGCCACAUUGCCUCCACAUGCCUUUCAACUUGCCUCGCAAGCUUAUUUACACAUGAGACGAACUGGACAAGAUCAGUCCAUCAUCUUAAGUGGGGAAUCGGGCAGUGGAAAAUCAGAAACUCGAAAACUUUUGGUUAAACAAUUAGCCGCUUUAAGUUCGCAUCAAAAAAAAGAUUCCAGAAUCCAAAAUAAAGUUCCUUACUCGGAAUUUAUUCUAGAAUCAUUUGGAAACGUCAAAACAAAUAUUAAUAAUAAUGCUUCUCGUUUCGGUAAAUAUACCGAACUUCAAUUUAACGAACGUGGUAGAUUAAUUGGCGCUAAAACACUUGAUUACCUCUUGGAAAAAAAUCGAGUCGUCAAAGUUUUUCAAAAUGAACGAAAUUUUCACGUAUUUUAUUAUUUAAUCGCUGGGGCUUCACAGGAUGAGAAAACACAUCUUCAUCUUACCGAUGCUUCACAAUAUCGUUAUCUUAAUGUUCCGAAAGGGACCAGAGGAUCUAAUGCUGAUGAUAUGAACAAUUUUAAUGAAUUAAAACAAGCUUUGAAAUCUCUAGGAUUUCAUAAAAAACACGUAGCUCAAAUGUUUCAACUUUUAGCUGCUAUUUUACAUUUAGGUAAUAUACAAUUUGCUCAAGAUCCAAAUAACAAACAAAAAGAAGCAGCUUUUGUAAAGAAUCAGGAGGUUUUAAAUUUAGUUGCGGACUUUUUAGGAGUAGAUCCUCAGGCUCUUGAGAAUGUACUUACUUAUAAAACUAAACUAAUCAAAAAAGAAAUGUGUACAAUAUUCUUGGACGCGGAUUCUGCUUCUGUUCAACGAGAUGAUUUGGUGAAGGCACUUUAUUCUUUAUUAUUUAGUUGGAUUGUAGAAUAUAUUAACACGAAACUAUGUCAAGAAGAUUUUGCCAGCUUUAUCGGUAUUGUCGACCUUAUUGGAUUUCAAAAUUUAACAGAAAAUUCUCUUGAUCAAUUUUGUGUAAAUUUUGCCAAUGAAAAAAUUCAUAAUUUCGUUCUAAAACAAAUUUUUGAAUCACGUCAUGAUGAAUAUACCGAGGAAGGAAUUAAUGUUCCUGAUAUACCCUUCUUCGACAAUUCGGCAUGCCUUCAAAUGAUUUCUCAUCCGUCAUCAGGAUUAAUCGCAAUAAUGGAUGACCAUGCCAAUAAAUCUUCUCGUAAAACUGAUAAUAGCAUGCUCGACGCUUUCAGUAAAAAAUAUUCAGAACACAAUUCCUUUAAAUCCGCUGGUAAAAGUUUGAACGCUCUUCCCACUUUUGGUAUUCAACAUUUCGCCGGUCAAGUUACUUAUAAUGCCACGGGAUUCCUUGAAAAGAAUACGGAUAAUCUCAGUGCCGAUUUUGUCUCAUUAUUCCGUGGUAGUACCGGAGCAAAUUCCCCUUACAAUAGUUUCAUCGUUGGUUUAUUCACUGACAAGGCCGUUUCCACAGAAUCCCAUCCUCGAAAUGAUAAUACUAUUGUCUCGGCCCAACAAUCUGCCAAGCCUAUGCGUGCUCCAUCAAUGCGCCGUAAGAAAAGUCAACUCGGUUCUGAAGAAUCAACUUCAAAACCAAAGGUCUCUUGUGUCGCGACUCAAAUUUCAUCAGCUUUAAGUGAAUUGUGUGAUACACUUGAAGACACAAUUCCCUGGCAUGUUUUCUGUAUUCGCCCAAAUGAUUCACUACUUCCUAAUCAAUAUGAUUCAAGAACUGUACAAUCUCAAGUAAAAUCAUUUGGAUUACCGGAAAUUGCAAAGAAAUUACAAAUCGAUUAUACCAUUGGAUUCACUCACCAGGAAUUUUUAGAAAGAUAUGCACCUAUUCUGGAUUCAAUGGGACUUGAUCAGUCGAGAGAUCCUAAAGCAAAAUGUGAAGCUUCUUGUACCAUAUUUGGUUGGACAAGUUCUUAUAUGGCUGUUGGACAAAAUAAGGCAUACUUAAGUGAAACCGCAUGGCGUAACUUGGAAGACAAUCUUCGUAAUAUGGACGGCGAAGAAAAACGCAAAAAGAAAGAUAAGAAAGCAACCGCAAGUACAGCCCAUGGCGAUGAUAAUUUAACUCCAACUUUAUAUCCUCGCCUUUCUCCGCCAAAAGCAUUGGAUCAAAGGUCCUUUGAUGACACUCGCUCAAACUUUUCUGAAGACGACUUUUAUCAGGAUGAAUCAGUAAGUCAAUAUGAUGAUAAUGGUUCUUCAUAUGGCUCAGAAGUGUAUGCACCAUCACACAACAUGUUUAAAGAAUUGGAUGCAAAGAAAGCGUUAAAUGAAGGGGGUGAGACGGUAGAAGAAGAAGUUGAAGAGCCUCGUAAAACUACUGCUGCUCGUAAGAAAUGGGUAUUCCUCACUUGGUUCCUUACCUGGUGGGUUCCUCCUUGUUUCUUGAGAUGGUGCGGUCGUAUGAAAAGAAAAGACAUUCAAAUGGCAUGGCGUGAGAAAGUCGCACUUUGCAUCCUUAUUGGUUUGGUUUCAGCUUUGAUCAUUUUUGUUCUCGCUUUCUUGGGUAAAUUGAUUUGUCCGAAAGUUAACAUUUUCACUGGUCAAGAACUUAGUACUCAUACGUUUAAAGAGGAGCCUGACAAUGCUUUAGUUUCAAUUCGUGGUGAAGUUUAUCUCUUGAGCACAUUUGCUCCUCGCCAUUUCCCACCAUUGGUUGAUACGGACGCAAUUUUGGCAUACGGUGGAAAUGAUGUAUCACAAUUAUUCCCUGUUCAAGUUAGCGCUCUUUGUAGCGGAAUUGACGGAUUUGUCGAUCCUGCUGUUACAUUUGACUUUACCGGCAAUAACACCAAAGACGACAAUGCUAAAUAUCACGAUUUCCGUUAUUCUUCUUCUUCCAACGGAUUUCGACCAGAUUGGUACUAUUCAGAAAUUUUAAUGAAAUUGAGAUCGAUCUACCUUGUUGGUCAAGUAGGUAUACCGGCACAUAUGGUCAAAGAAAUGGCAAUUAGAGAACAAGAUAGGAGACAAAUUGCUAUUCUUAAUGAUAAUAUAUACGAUAUUACACCUUACGUACUUGGUGGUCGUCAAGCAUUGGGUCCAGGUGGAACACCUGUCGAAGGCGUUGAUACGAAUUUCCUGGUUCCUGAAAUUGUUGACCUUUUCAAAAGUUUUAAUGGUUUGGAUAUCACAAAGAUGUAUAAUAGUUUACUCAUGGAUCCUGAAGUUAGAAAUCGUCAAGAAGUUUGUUUGAGAAACUUAUUUUAUGUCGGAAAAGUCGAUCAUCGUAAUUCUCCACAAUGUUUAUUUGCAAACUAUAUUUUACUCGCAUUUUCAGUUGUAUUGGUUGCUGUCAUUUUCUUCAAAUUUUUAGCAGCAUUGCAAUUGGGUUCAAGGAGAGAACCAGAAGAACAUGAUAAGUUUGUUAUUUGUCAAGUUCCCUGUUAUACUGAAAGUGAUGAAUCUAUGCGUAAAACUUUGGAUUCCUUGGCCGUAUUAAGAUAUGACGACAAACGCAAGCUUCUAUUUAUUGUUUGUGAUGGAAUGAUUGUCGGUAGUGGUAAUGACAGACCAACGCCUCGAAUCGUCUUGGAUAUUUUGGGAGUUGAUCCAAAUAUUGAUCCUGAACCUCUCAGUUUUCUGUCUCUUGGAGAUGGUGCUAAACAGCAUAAUAUGGGCAAAGUAUAUUCUGGAUUAUACGAAUGUAAUGGACAUGUUGUUCCUUAUUUAGUAGUAGUAAAAGUUGGCAAACCAAGCGAAAGAUCUCGACCUGGUAAUCGCGGUAAACGUGAUUCUCAGAUGAUUCUUAUGAGAUUCUUGAAUAAGGUCCACUUCAACUCUGAAAUGACUCCAUUAGAAUUGGAAAUGUACCAUCAAAUCAAAAAUGUUAUUGGGGUAAAUCCAAGUUUCUACGAAUAUGUUCUUAUGGUGGACGCCGAUACAGAGGUUAUGCCCGAUUCUUUGAAUCGUCUCGUUUCCGCUUUUAUGCAUGAUACCAAAGUUAUGGGACUUUGUGGUGAAACAACUCUUGCUAACGAAAAAGACUCUUGGGUUACCAUGAUUCAAGUAUACGAAUAUUAUAUUUCACAUCAUCUUGCAAAAGCUUUUGAAUCACUGUUCGGUAGCGUUACUUGUUUGCCCGGAUGUUUUUGUAUGUAUAGAGUUCGUACACCGGAUUCCCAUAAACCUUUAUUAGUCAGCAACCAACUCAUUGAAGAUUACUCUGAAAAUUUGGUCGAUACUCUUCACAAGAAGAAUUUACUUCACCUUGGUGAAGAUCGUUAUUUAACAACUUUAAUGAUGAAACAUUUUCCCAAUUAUAAGAUGACAUUUGUUCCAGAUGCACAAUGUAAAACUUAUGCUCCUGAUCAAUGGUCUGUGCUCCUUUCACAACGUCGUCGAUGGAUCAAUUCUACUGUGCACAAUCUUAUGGAAUUAGUUUUCUUACCUCAACUUUGCGGUUUCUGCUGUUUCUCUAUGCGUUUUGUGGUCAUGAUUGAUUUGUUCGCUACCCUUAUUAUGCCCGCAACUGUUGCAUAUCUUGGAUAUUUGAUUUAUAUCAUUGUAAGAGAUCCGACUACGGUUCCAGUUAUGUCUUUAUUGUUGUUGGCCGCUGUAUAUGGUCUUCAAGCCUUUAUAUUUAUUCUUCGUCGUAAAUGGGAACAUGUUGGUUGGAUGAUUGUUUAUAUACUUGCCAUGCCCGUUUUCUCCUUUUACUUGCCUAUUUAUGCAUUCUGGCAUUUUGAUGACUUCUCAUGGGGUAAUACACGUUUGGUUAUAGGUGAAAAGGGUAAAAAGGCGUUGGUACCAGACGAAGGUAAAUUUGAUCCAAAGAGCAUACCUAAGAAGAAAUGGUCAGAUUACGAACAAGAACUAUGGGAAGUUGGUACACAAGGAUCGCAAGAAUCCGCGACAUAUUGUUGA
Funneliformis caledonium is the source of this 4940-nucleotide messenger RNA. The record is from the annotation of a GenBank genome assembly. Lineage: Eukaryota; Fungi; Glomeromycota; Glomeromycetes; Glomerales; Glomeraceae.